Penicillium cinerascens is the source of this 1095-nucleotide messenger RNA. It is a transcript of the gene kae1, whose product is annotated as O-sialoglycoprotein endopeptidase. Bases 1 to 1095 code for a protein of 364 amino acids. Gene Ontology annotation, cellular component: EKC/KEOPS complex; cytoplasm. NCBI's taxonomy places the organism in Eukaryota, Fungi, Ascomycota, Eurotiomycetes, Eurotiales, Aspergillaceae. The record is from RefSeq and is a predicted model, not a curated record. The transcript has 2 exons. Gene Ontology annotation, biological process: tRNA threonylcarbamoyladenosine modification.
AUGAUCGGAAUUGGCAUGGAGGGCUCGGCCAACAAGGUUGCCAUUGGCAUCAUGCUGCACCCGGACGAUGGCAGCGAAGCAAAGGUCCUCGCCAACGUCCGUCACACAUACAACGCCCCGCCAGGCGAGGGAUUCCUGCCCAAGGACACGGCGCGGCACCACCGGGCAUGGGUAGUGAAGCUGGUGAAGAAGGCGCUGAAGGAGGCGAAAGUGACGGUGGACGAUGUGGACUGUAUCUGCUUCACGCAAGGCCCUGGCAUGGGUGCCCCGCUGCAGAGCGUGGCCAUCGCAGCGCGGAUGUUGAGUCUGCUUUGGGGCAAGAAGUUGGUCGGUGUGAACCACUGCGUUGGACAUAUUGAAAUGGGUCGUCUUAUUACAGGCGCUACGAACCCCGUUGUCCUCUACGUCUCCGGCGGUAAUACACAAGUCAUCGCUUAUAGCUCUCAACGAUACCGAAUUUUCGGCGAGACGCUCGAUAUAGCUGUGGGUAACUGUCUGGACCGGUUCGCGCGGACGCUACACAUCCCCAAUGACCCGGCACCGGGAUAUAAUAUCGAGCAGCUCGCGAAGAAGAGCAAGCGGCUAGUAGACCUCCCGUACGUGGUCAAAGGCAUGGACUGCUCUUUCUCUGGAAUCCUGGCUGCAAUUGAUGGACUUGCUGCGUCGUGGGGGUUAGGCGGGCCCGAGCAGGCAAAGGCAGAUGCGGAGAGUGAUUCGAAUGCCGAACAUACGAGUGAAGACCCGGAUGGCAAGCCCACUCGUGCGGAUCUCUGCUUUUCGCUGCAAGAAACAGUGUAUGCGAUGUUGGUGGAGAUUACUGAGCGGGCAAUGGCGCAUGUUGGCUCCAAGGAGGUGCUUAUCGUCGGUGGCGUGGGCUGCAACGAGCGAUUGCAGGAGAUGAUGGCAAUUAUGGCGCGGGAUCGGGGUGGCAGUAUCUUUGCGACAGAUGAGCGUUUCUGCAUCGAUAACGGUAUCAUGAUUGCCCAAGCUGGAAUGCUGUCAUACAAAACGGGCUUGACCACUCCCUUGAAGGAAACAGCCUGCACCCAGCGGUUCCGAACUGACUCGGUGUGGGUGAAGUGGCGGGAUGAUUAA